Molecule: messenger RNA, 2189 nt
Organism: Vanessa tameamea
Lineage: Eukaryota; Metazoa; Arthropoda; Insecta; Lepidoptera; Nymphalidae
Product: maltase 1-like
Exons: 7
Coding region: 21-1646 (541 amino acids)
Biological process (GO): carbohydrate metabolic process
Source: RefSeq, a predicted model, not a curated record
UCUCUUGAAACACGUGAAAUAUGUGGCUAGCUGCGGUCGUGCUGACCACGAUACUUGGAGGUGGGGCGGCAGACCCGUGGUGGAGCAAUGCUGUCUACUACAGUAUACUUGUCGAUUCAUUUAAAGACUCAAACGGAGAUGGCCUCGGUGAUUUACAAGGUGCAACCAAACAACUAAGUUAUGUCCGUGCGUUGGGUGCUGACGCCGUAAUCUUGUCUUCCAUAUCCGCGAAAAGCAUGAACUGCGACAAACCUGGUACCACAGAUUUCGCAGAAAUAGACGAGAGGUAUGGAAACUUGGAUGUGUUUGAACGGCUUACGGAAAAGGCAAAGAAAUUGGAGCUCAAAUUGGUGAUUACUUUGACAAUAGAGACAAUCAGUUCGAGUUCCGAACUGUUUAAUUUUAGCGCUGAACGGAAGUCUGGAUUUGAAGAUAAAGUUGUUUGGAGAGAUGGAAAUCCUGAUGAAACGCCACUAGAGGAAGUUGGUAUAAACGACUGGAUAUGGCACGAUGAACGAAAAGCGUAUUACGGUUCUUCGCGUAAUGAGGCAGUUUUAAAUCUCUGUUCUGAAAGUUUAGCAGCUAUGUUGUCGAACUCUCUAUGUACUUGGCUGAAAAGAGGCAUCGCUGGAAUUCUCCUUAACCCUGACUUUCGGUCGAAUCAUGAAUGCGGCGUGCAACUUGUCAAAAAAAUGGUAGUUUCUGCCACAAGCUGUUCUCGGGCAAAUAACAUGGAAGCACCAGUUAUUUUAGUCGAAUCUUCGCUAGGAGCUGAAACCAACGCUAAAUAUUACGGGGAAGGAGGUUUGGGCGCCAAUAGUGUAAUAAGUUAUGAUUUCGCUUCGCCAGCCAAGCGGCCGGCGGCAAGCUUGGCGCUCGCUCUGCACGCCACACUGUUAUUCCCACCGCAAGAUAUGACCCCCACUUGGCUCACGAGCAAACGGAACGAAAGUAGAAUAGCAACACGAUAUGGCAGUGAAAUGGUAGAUGCCAUAAUUUUAACAACUCUAGCACUGCCAGGAGCUACGAUAAUUCAGCAAGGAGACGAGCUAGGUGCAGCGGAUACCAUUCUAGAAUGGGCCAGUACAUCAAAAUGCUGGCCGAUACAAACGGUUGCGUCAGCAGCACCGUUUCCAUGGGAUGACACUCCUACUGCUAGCUUUACUUCUGGUGAUCCCUGGCUACCAUUAGCUCCAAAUUACAGAUAUGCCAAUGCAAAGAGUGAAUAUGCGAAUGACUUGAGUCAUAUGGGUGUACUGAAAGUUGCAUCAGCUAUAAGAAAGUCACCUGCUGUCGGUCCAUAUUUGGAGAUUCAUAGGCUCGGAGAGGCGCUUGCUAUACUAAGAUGGGGCGGAUCAGGUUCUUUGCUUGUCGUUUCUAAUUUCGGUCGAGAAAAAACUGAAGCUGUAUUUUCAAGAGUCCCGGGCUUGCCCACAGAAAUGACUGUGGCUGCUAGUUCCGGAGGAUCCAGCUUGACACUAGGUUCCCACGUAAACUUAGAAAAGAAUUUGAAACUUGUUCCCGGCGAAUCUUUUUUAUUAGUUGGGCCUCCAAGACACUGCAGUGGCCCGGGACCAGUGGACAAGAUCGCGAACAAAUUAUCCGAAGGCUGGCAGAAAAUCAACAAGUACUUUGGAAAUCUAUAACACGAGUAUAUACUAUCGAAAAUUUGCUCGUACAUGUCUCAUUAUAUUUAAACACUUUAUCAAUUUACGGUUUACAGUUUAUACGAUAUUUGACAUUCAGCGCAUCGUAUACACUUUAAAUAUAUAUUUGAGCUCUGGUAUCAUUGAAACUAAUUCCAGAUAUUCAUAUAGGUCUUACUGAAUCUAAUAUAAUCAUCAAUAUAAAUGAAAUGUUAUUCGAUUUAAUAAAAUUUAAAUGCUUCUAUGUGUCCUUUCUACCGCCACAUUUAUAGAAAGAACAGAAACAGGCCACGCUAGACAACAGGCGUGCAACCUCGUACUACAGCAGCUACGCUCUACGAUCGGCGGACAUUAGCCUACAUUUGCAUUGUGCAUUUCAUUCCCUAUUGUGUUUUCCGUAUGACCUAUUUUCCUAUGAAUCUUAUGAGCUAUAUCAUUUACAUACGCAUCUCCUUUUGUGGUAUUACUUUUUUAAUAAUGCUCAAUGUCGGUACUUUUCUGAUGAGUUAUUGAGUCAAUGAGAAAUAUAUUCAUAUCUAAAAU